Molecule: messenger RNA, 819 nt
Organism: Dentiscutata heterogama
Lineage: Eukaryota; Fungi; Glomeromycota; Glomeromycetes; Diversisporales; Gigasporaceae
Source: the annotation of a GenBank genome assembly
AUGUAUGAAGAAAUAAUAGGAAUAGUAUAUCCAAAAUACAUUGAAAUACCAACAAACAUAUUGAAUCCAGAAAACAUGUUUAGAUCAUUAUUUAUACAUGAACCAAAAGGAUUAAAUAGACCAGAGGAAUUGACUUUCCUUAAGGAAAUACAGACUGAUAUUAAAAAAUCAACAAAACGACAAUAUACAAUUAUAACAAUCUUCCGAGAAAGAGAGUUAGUAACACAACCAAUCCAAACUUUAGCAGCCAAAUGGUCAAAAAAUGCUAAAAUAUAUCCCGAACAAUAUACAGGAUUCGGAGGACAUUUAGAAGAAUAUGAUAAAACAUAUUGGAAUUGCAUAAUUAGAGAAACACAAGAAGAAAUAGGAUUCCAACUGAAACCAGAAAGACUACAGUUUAUACGAACACACGACUAUUUAUCUAAAAACAGAUCAGGAACAGAUCCUAUUACCAACACCGAUAAAAAUGAAUCCUUUGAACCAAUAUAUUAUAUAGAAAUAGCAAUGUACUUAUAUUUAGCAUUACCACACGAAUGGGAUAAUAUUAAACACAAAGAACCUGAAAACAUGAGUAAACCCCAAUGGAUGACAAGAAACCAAAUGAACCAUCAAAUAUGGACACCAUCCAUUCAAUAUUACAAAGACCAAAUAUUCGACGAGUAUAUACCACAAUAUCUUGAAGAAUGGACCAAUUAUGGAAAGAUCACCAAUAAUCUAUUCCAACAACAAUUUCCAGAUAAAGAAAUUCCGAAUGAAUACAAAACACCAUAUGACGGUGACAAACAAGAGAUUAUGGCAGAAAAGCCUAAUCACCUGUGA